Molecule: messenger RNA, 512 nt
Organism: Mytilus trossulus (common blue mussel)
Lineage: Eukaryota; Metazoa; Mollusca; Bivalvia; Mytilida; Mytilidae
Product: hepatic lectin-like
Exons: 4
Coding region: 49-504 (151 amino acids)
Biological process (GO): biological process involved in interspecies interaction between organisms
Cellular component (GO): external side of plasma membrane
Molecular function (GO): carbohydrate binding
Source: RefSeq, a predicted model, not a curated record
CUAACGUGUAAGUUGACGAUUUCAGUGAAGCAUACAGAAUAAAGAAGAAUGGUGUUUGUUUAUAAGAUAACUGCUCUUAUAAUUGUAUUCUGCUUAUUUGACUAUGCAGAACUUAGCAAGUGUACCCGUGGUUGGCAUCCCGGAUACAAGGGCAACUGCUACCUUUUCAGUCGGUUUAGUGCACCUUUCUACAGCGCAAUGAGUUUUUGCCAAACCAUUGGUGGAAAACUUGUCGAAAUUGACAAUUAUUGGGAAUAUAAGACACUACUCAGAAUGGCAAGGAAUAGAAGGUUUCCACCUUGUUGGAUUGGCAUAACGGACAUGUACUCAGAAGGCGCUUGGCAAAAGGCGACAACUCAGGAGAGUCAGAGGUAUUUUAGAUGGCGUUCAGGGGAACCUAACUCUCAUGGUGGACAGGAAAACUGUGUUGCGAUGGAUCAGGGUGACGGCAAAUGGAAUGACGGAUCUUGUACCGUCCAUUUACCAUUUAUUUGCGAAAAGUGAUGCACCAG